This is a messenger RNA of Bursaphelenchus xylophilus (pine wood nematode), 609 nucleotides long. The record is from the annotation of a GenBank genome assembly. NCBI's taxonomy places the organism in Eukaryota, Metazoa, Nematoda, Chromadorea, Rhabditida, Aphelenchoididae.
AUGGGGCCGCUGAUCUCGGUGGCUGCAAUGGCCGACAGUUUGAUGCGUGGGAUGAGGCGGGGAUGCGCUAGCGGGGGCUCGGCUUUGUCCGCGCAAGAACACCUUAGGGCUUUCGGGUUUUGUGGAAUGCGCUGUUUUGUGUGUGUGCUUGUGGCGACGCAACUGACCGCAAUGCCAUUGUUGCCGUCUCGUUUUUUGCGCAUUACUAAUCAUGGGGCGGCUGUGCAUUGUAAGUGCGGUGAUCAGCGGGCCUCCUGGAGCGCGCUUAAUGAGCGCCCGAAACUCCUUCGUUUGCGGGGGGCGCGACAUCGACCCGAGCAGGCGGCGGCGGCGGAAGAAAGGCAAUGUGAAAGUGUGAUCCUGUCCAUAAUGGCGGCGACAUUCAGCGCGCUUAAUGACGCCUCGGGAACGCCAUUCGCGCCGCUCAUUCCGAUCAAUGCAGAUAAAGGCAUGGGAAAGGCCCUCCGGGCAUUCCUAGUCCAUCAUCGCCGACAUGCCCCACAAAAGAAGUGGGGGGAAGAAGCAACCAAGAGAAACCGCCAAACCGAUCUCUUCAGCAGGAAAAAAACACAUUUACCCAACCGAGGAAUGCCCCCUUCAACGAUCUAA